Trichogramma pretiosum is the source of this 2431-nucleotide messenger RNA. RefSeq names its product leucine-rich repeat and calponin homology domain-containing protein 1-like (gene Lrch). NCBI's taxonomy places the organism in Eukaryota, Metazoa, Arthropoda, Insecta, Hymenoptera, Trichogrammatidae. The record is from RefSeq and is a predicted model, not a curated record. The coding region runs from base 224 to 2200 and encodes 658 amino acids. The transcript has 12 exons. Gene Ontology annotation, molecular function: protein binding.
AACAAUCCAACAUCCUUUCCUUUUCUUCUUUAAAACCCCAUAAUGACUGAUGCUUACGUACAUGACGUAAACACAAAUACUUGCACAAAUACUUGCAUUCAAGAAUUGUGCUUAGAUAAUGCAAAACUUUUAGUCUUUUCCUCGGGAAAUUCUAUAAAUAAUCAAAAAGUAUAAUAAUGGUGUGAAGUUUUUUUACAUGUUUAGAAAUUUAGUAUAAUUGUGAAUGUUUUCAUGGGAGAUACCAAAAAUAUGCUUUGUAAAUUGUUAUAAAAUUACAAUCAUAAAAAUGAGUGAAGUUCAAAAGCAAAUCACACGGAAUUUGCAGCGUACCUUAGAAGAUGCUCAUAUUAGUGGAGAACUCAAACUUGGUAGUCGAAAACUUAAAGAGUUUCCAAAAAAUAACUGCUCUUCAACUAAAUUAAAUUUGCAAGAUUUAGUUUUUGCAGACUUGUCGAAAAAUCGCCUAAUAGAACUUCCAGAAGAAAUCACUGAAUUUGUUUUUCUCGAAAAAUUAUAUUUAAAUCAAAAUGCUAUUAAGUGUAUUCCUGAAACAGUUUUAUCUCUUCAGUCAUUAAGUUACCUGGACAUAAGUCGGAAUCAAUUGCUAACUUUGCCAAAAGAAAUAUGUCACCUUCCUUUGCAAACUCUGAUAGUAUCUUACAACAGGCUAUCAUCACUACCUGAAGAUUUGAAUUUGAUUACAACCUUAGCAGAACUUGAUGCUGGCCAUAAUGAAUUGCGUAAUUUACCGUAUCGCAUAGGAGAUAUCUCUACCCUUAAAUAUUUGGAUUUGCGUAAAAAUUAUUUAGUUAAUUUACCAAUAGAAUUAAUGUCUCUCAAACUCUGGAAGUUAGACAUAAGUGGGAAUCGUAUAUCUGUUUUACCAAAUGAACUAAGAAAAAUGACGUCUUUAGUUAGCUUCAAAGUGCACGAUAAUCCAUUAACUUCUCCUCCUGCAGCGUUAUGUGUACGUGGCCAAAUACAUAUAUUUAAGUACUUGGAACGUCAAGCUGAAAAGUAUGAACGCCUCAAAAGCGUCAAGGGUCGCAAUAAUGAUUUUACAGAGACUCGACACCAAAAUGAUUCUCAGUCUUUGCUUCAUUGGCCACACAUUGAUUGUGAAAAUGUUGGAAAAACUUAUCCAGAAGAGGAUAAUAGUACGAUGCGCUUCGUACAAAAUAUUCCACAUAAAAAACAACUGGAACGCAGCAGAUCGGAAAAUGGGGAAAAAUUUGAAAACCCUCAUUGUAGUAGUGAUCAUACAUCAUUUCAUGUACAAAGUUUCAGUUAUCCGAAUCAAAAUGUACUUGCGGAUUCUUGUGAUGGAGUCAAAGGUGUGGGAUCGAAGUCUCCAUUUCAUGCAGCCAAUUCACUAUCGUCGAUAGAUACAAAUGAUAAAAAAGGGUCAACUCACAUCCAAACUUAUCGAGAAUACAAAGAGGCUUUAAGACUUCAAAGAGUGAGUGAAGCUUCUAAUAUAUACAGAUCAAGAGAUUUAUCAUCAGUAUCAUCGCAAUUGCAUCCAUGUGAUAAUAUUGAUGGAGAAAAUGAUUUCACGAAGAAGAUAUAUAAGAAACCUAAAUCACCAUCUCCAUCCUGUCAUACUUUUUCUGAAAAUGAUUCAUCCGAAAGUCAUGACAGACUAGAUGAAACAUCGAAAAAAUUGAAUGUAGAUAACUUGAAAAAAUCAUCUUUUACAAUAAAGAGGGAACAUGAACGAGCUAAAGAGGAAGCUGAAUUAAUUGAAAAAUUACGACACGACAUAGAAAGUAGAUUAAAAAUCAAUCUCUCAGAAGAUCUUGCCUCAGCUCUAAUGGAUGGUGUUAUUCUUUGUCAUCUUGCCAAUUUUAUAAAGCCGAGGUCAAUCGCAAGUAUACAUGUACCAUCUGCAGCCGUUCCCAAACUGUCCAUGGCAAGGUGUAGAAGAAACGUCGAUAACUUUUUGGAUGCCUGCAGAAAAAAUGGGGUAAAUGAGGAGUUAAUGAUGGAUACUGACGCUAUUAUGGACAUUGGUUACAUGAAUAAUUCUGGUCUUGAAGCUUUAGCACUUCUAAUCUCAAAUCUUGUUAUAACCUCAGAUGUACCAAUCAAUCAGGAAAGAAUAUGUGCAACUAUUCAAGAAUCAUUUUUGUCUACAGUUUUAUUAUUAGGUUUUAUAAUUUCACUUAUUUUAUUAUACUUUUUUCCUGUACCUGCAUAGCUUUUAUAUAUAAUUACCUUCAACUGCAAUGAUUAGUUACUUAGACAAAAUAAUAAUGUUUAUAGAUGUAAUAUUUUAUUUUUUUGAUAAGUGAAAGCGUUUUUGAAUUUCUAUGAAAGUUGAAAUAGAAAUUAAGAAAAUGUUCUCUAGUUGUACACAGAAAAUGGACCACAUACAAGUAAUAUUCACAUAAAAAAUGUAAUAAAAUUGUUCACUAUUUUCAUAUUUUCA